UAGUAUAAAAAUAUGAUGGUCACUAGCAUCAUCAUAAAUUGUAACCCCACAUUUAUCCAAAAUAUUAAAUUAAUGAGCAAUGCGUUAUUAAAAAUUAUAAUUCUAUUCACGAAACAAGUUUGUGUUCACUCGCGGCAUUAAUUUCAAGAGUCGCGAUGCCGCGCAUCAAGGCAUCCCCCAAAAAAUGCAUCAAAACGAACUUACAACAACCCACAAAUUCUUGGGUUUUUCUGUUGAAAGGCGAGGCUCUGGAAUUGUCAGAACAAUAUACGGGAAGCGGGACUCCUGAUAUUGUAACCCUACGUCACCCCAACACAGGAGAGUCAGCAGUAUUUUUGUUCUCCCCAGCCAACAACUCAGUACAAGAAAUUUUAACUUUUAAUGAGGGCAAAAGGUCUUGGUUUAUAGAUGAAUCUAUAAAGAGUGAUGGCAAAAUGCAGUUGUCCACCCCUAUAGAUCCUAUAUUCUUAGUUCUGCCAUAUUUAAGGAAAUACUGCCUGACUCAGGCAGUUCCUCUAGAUCAACUAUUGAGAGAUGAAGAAUAUCCAGAGACUGAAAGACUACUGAAGUCCAGUGGUCUUAAUUAUUUAGGAAUGAUUGCCGAUAGAAAGGGAGACGAGGAAUUAAACGCUUUUAAAUACAAUGAAGAAAAAACGCUAAACUGGCUCAAAAAAAAGACUGAAAGAGUGGCGGAGAUCCUCAAACAGAAAAACAUUCAUGUAACUGGUGGUGGGGCAAUCUCAGCAAACUUUGUCAAAUCAAAAAGCGAUUCUGCAGACAAUGAAUCCUAUUUGCGUUAUGCGCAUGGUAUCGUGUCUGAAUACUUGAUGGAGGACUUGAGCCAAAAGCUACUGCGGUUUCUAAAUUUGCCAGAAGAAUCGCAGCAACACUUAAAGAGGAAGAGUGCAAGCGCCCUUGGACCUGACCCGAAAAAGGUCAAGACUGAUGAGGAGACCAAAAGCAGUUCGUCAAAUGUUCUAGAUCUAAGCAAACCAGAAAUUAAGACUGGUAAGACGCAAAUGAUUUCUACGAAAGAUAAGGCCCGAGCCAAAGCGGCAAGCGGUAGUAAAUCGAUCAGUUCAUUUUUUAAGAAGAGUUAA
Molecule: messenger RNA, 1100 nt
Organism: Cylas formicarius (sweet potato weevil)
Lineage: Eukaryota; Metazoa; Arthropoda; Insecta; Coleoptera; Brentidae
Product: ribonuclease H2 subunit B
Exons: 3
Coding region: 156-1100 (314 amino acids)
Biological process (GO): RNA catabolic process; ribonucleotide metabolic process
Cellular component (GO): nucleoplasm; ribonuclease H2 complex
Source: RefSeq, a predicted model, not a curated record